GCGGUGCAGCCGGCCUGCUGGUACUCCACGCCCCUGUGGUUGCUCUGGGCUUGGCCGCCAGUGCGGCUUAUGCAACUAGCGAGGAGGGCCCGGCGCAGAAGACCGCCGCGGCGGUGGAGGACGCGCCGAAGAAGGAGCAGGCUGUGGAGCCAGCCACGCAGGAGGACGCAGUGGAGGCGCAGGUCCAACCGCAGACGAUGGAGCCGGCCACAGCAGCCGAGGACGCACUGGAGGCCGCUGUGGAGGCUUCAGAGGCCCGCGACCAGGUGAACCUGGAGCCGGAGGACGCCUUGCAGGCGGCUGCCGGGGAGGCCGUGGAGCAGUCUGUGAAGGAGGAUGCGGCGGAGCCUGACCAAGUUGAGGAGCCAGUCGCGCAAGAGGAUGCACCAGAGGCCCAUGAGGAAGAGGAGGUGGAUCCGGCUGCAGUGGCCGAGGACGCAUUGCUGGCGGCCGCCGGGGAGGCCGUGGAGCCAGCUGGGCAGGAAGAUGCGACGGAGGCCCAUGACCAGGCCGAGGAGCCAGCUGAGCGAGAGGAUGCAGCAGAGGCACAAGAGGAGGUCCAAACACAGAACAUGGAGCCGGCCGCAGUGGCCGAGGACGCAUUGCAGGCCACCGCAGGAGAGGCCGCGGAGCCAGCUGCGCAGGAGGAUGCGGCGCAGGGCCCAGAGGAUGCGCAGAAGCUGGAGCCCGUGGUGGCGGAGGUCGCCGAGUGCUUGAAAGCCGCGGCUCAGGGCGCUGAGCCGAAUGAUGACGAGGCGGAGGAGAAGACUCUCAAGCAAUGUCUUCCUGUGUGGAGGCUGCUCCAGAAGCUGCUGCCCUGGCCGCUCCGGAAGCUGCUGCCUCCUCGCAAGGCGCUCGAGGAGAUCCCGGCCGGAGUCUUGCAAGAGCUGCCAGCAGAUCAACUGGCUGCGCAGCUCGCCGAGACCCGGGCGUAG
Molecule: messenger RNA, 935 nt
Organism: Symbiodinium natans
Lineage: Eukaryota; Dinophyceae; Suessiales; Symbiodiniaceae
Source: the annotation of a GenBank genome assembly